Entrophospora sp. SA101 is the source of this 570-nucleotide messenger RNA. Lineage: Eukaryota; Fungi; Glomeromycota; Glomeromycetes; Entrophosporales; Entrophosporaceae. The record is from the annotation of a GenBank genome assembly.
AUGGGCAAUAGCAGUUCCACAAUCAUCUUUCAAAAUUUUGGUAAUGUCAAUAAUAUUGAACCUGUUUGCGAGGCUAUAAAUAUUCCUGGGGUUAAGGAAUUUCCAAAAGAUAGUCUAGAAGCACAGUUAUAUUGGAUCGACCAAGCUGCGCUGAGAUUCUUGACUAUGAACUGGACCCUACACUAUAAGUAUCCGUGGAAUAACAAUGAAACUGUACCUGAUGGCGCGACAAGUCAUGGUGCAAUUCAAGGAACGAAAUGGGUUGAUCAGAAUUUCGGAGUUGCGGAGGUAUCUGAUUAUUUGCAGGUAAAGUAUUAUUUGGUUACAAAAAUUACAGAAGGUUUUAAACAAGCAGAACUUAUAGAUUUGAGUAAUAGUCUUGGCAAAAUUAUUCUGGAAUUACUUAAUGGCCCUGAACAAAGCUUUCGGGACCAAGCAACAACUUUUCCCAUCGGGGACACCAGAGUCAAUGUUUACUUUGGAGGAGGGACCUUCAAAAGUUUGAAGGGAAAUGUCGUGUUUAUUUCUUAUCUGAUUAGCUGGUAUACUCCAAAAUCUCUAUGUGUAUAA